AUGCCAUUCAGAAGCUCGAACCCAUCCAGCUCUAAGCCUUGCAGUACACCCACCUUCGAACAGGAUCGCGAGAAUCUUUUCAACUCGCUGAUGCACCAGAGCCGCCUCAUCAACCAACAGCCAGAAAACUACAAAUCAGUCGCACAGUAUCUAGCCAAAGUGGCAUCGGAGUUUGACCAGGUAAAGAAACUGGCGGAGCUAGAAAAGCAUGUGGAUAAGCGAGAUGUUCCUCGAUGCUUCCCAGUCCGAUGCGACAUGCUCAAGGAGGAGAUGCAGAAAUUGAGUCAAGGACUCGCCAGUAAGUCACUGCCACCGCUCCUGGGCUCGCUAAUAAUAGAGAUGUUUGCUACACACUUUGGCAGAUUGACUCUAGACGGAAAUAGCAGUGUCGAUUCCCUUCCUCAAAUCAUGGAACGCAAGAUUGGAUCGAACCAAUUUGACUGGAAGAACAGGAAUGUGAUUGACGAGGAAGGACAACGUGUUGUUCGUUACGCUCAUCCGAUCUUCGUCCGCUUGAACCGGGCUGUUUCAGACUGCCAUUGUCUCCAAUGUACUAAGCGGACACCCAUUAGAAGCAAAGAUCAUACCAAGGGGAAGGAUAGAGUAGAGCAUACAAGCCCCAAGGAGAAAUGCCCCAGUCGGUUUGGACGUUCCUAUAUGGUCAAUGAAUUUACUGGCCGGCUUCGGUGA
Messenger RNA from Penicillium cinerascens, 690 nucleotides. RefSeq lists its product as uncharacterized. NCBI's taxonomy places the organism in Eukaryota, Fungi, Ascomycota, Eurotiomycetes, Eurotiales, Aspergillaceae. The coding region runs from base 1 to 690 and encodes 229 amino acids. The record is from RefSeq and is a predicted model, not a curated record. The transcript has a single exon.